GGCUCUCAGUCAGAAGGAGCAAGAUGGCGGUGGAGGGUGCUUGUUGGGGCGAAGUGGGGCUUUGGGGGGUCUGUUUGGUCCUGUUUUGGGGGGCCAAGGCCGAGCAGAUGGAUGAGCACCUCAAGCGGGAACACUCCCUCAUCACGCCUUACCAAGGAGUCGGUUCAUCCAGCUCCUCCUUGUGGGAACUCAUGGGCAACGCAAUGGUCAUGACCCAGUUUGUCCGCCUCACUCCUGACAUCCAGAGCAAGCAGGGCGCCGUCUGGAACAGAGUGCCGUGUUACUUGAGAGACUGGGAGAUGCAAGUGCAUUUCAAAAUCCAUGGGCAAGGAAAGAAGAAUUUGAAUGGGGAUGGCUUUGCGAUCUGGUACACCAAGGAGCGAAUGCAGCCAGGGCCCGUCUUCGGGAGCAAAGACAACUUUAUAGGGCUGGGAGUGUUUGUAGACACCUACCCCAAUGAGGAGAAACAGCAAGAGGCACAGAAGAAGAGGUAUUCCGGAGGAAACCAGCGCAUCUUCCCUUAUGUCUCUACCAUGGUAAGCAACGGCUCCCUUGCCUACGACCACGACCGAGAUGGGAGGCCCACCGAACUGGGCGGCUGCACGGCCAUGGUGCGCAACCUCAACCACGACACUUUCCUGGUGAUCCGCUAUGUGAAGAGGAGGCUGACUAUUUUGCUUGAUAUUGAUGGCAAGCAUGAAUGGAGAGACUGCGUAGAUAUUCCAGGAGUCCACUUGCCACGAGGAUACUAUUUUGGAGUCUCCUCUGUCACUGGAGACCUUUCGGACAACCACGACAUCAUCUCUCUGAAGCUGUAUCAACUGACUGUUGAACGGACGAUGGAGGAAGAAAAACGGGACAAAGAAGUCUUUCUUCCGGUUGUGGACAACAUGAAACUGCCUGGAUUGGAGACCCCGAUGGAGCCUAUGAGCGGCCUGGCCCUCUUCCUGAUUGUCUUCUUCUCGUUGGUGGCUCUUGUCUUUGCCAUUGUCAUCGGCAUCAUCGUCUACAACAAAUGGCAGGAACAGAGCCGGAAGCACUUUUACUGACGUCCCUUCUCCGGUUCCUCACCCCGCCCCUUUUUUUGCCUUCUGGACCACGGCUGGGGUUUCUUGCCAUGGGAUUAUCUCAAGAAGCUGUGCUGCCAAGGCUCCAGUCCUUCUGGGCCUUACACUUUGAAUGGUUUGAGUUUCCUAUUGAGCCCUGGGGUGGAGAAGACAGCCUUAUGACCACUUUCCUUUUGCUAUGCCUUCGUUGAACCGAGUCUUCUACAAAAUGUGGCAGUUGAUAGACAUAUCCUCAAUCGCAUAGGUCAGAAUGGACUUGGCAAGCAGAUCUCGGAGACCCUCAGCUGCCUGGAAGCUUGAGACUUUGCACUUGGUGGCAUCAAGGGGGAACGUGAGAGACCGAGGCAUUUUCGCCCUGGAUCUCUGGUCUGAAUGUGAUGCUGCAGGAUGCCUUAGCUAGCACCUGAAGCCUGGAUGCGGGGAGUAAGUGGCCUUCCGGAUAUCGCUGGACUCAAAACUCCCAUGAGCCUUUACCAUUGGUUAUACUGGUAAAGGUUGAUGGGAGGGACAGUCCUAGAACAUCGAAAGGAUUGUGAAUUCCUCUUUGCCUUGACCUCUCUGGCAAGAAAAACCAGUAACAUAUAGGCAUCAAGACCACUGUUCUUGUCACUGGCAGGUCAAGUAUGGUCUGUAGAAGAGGGCAAGCAUUGCACUGAAAACACUAGCCUGCUGAAUAAACAAAUGUGAAUUCUUUCCUUCCUUCAAAAAACAAAGAA
Molecule: messenger RNA, 1783 nt
Organism: Anolis sagrei ordinatus
Lineage: Eukaryota; Metazoa; Chordata; Lepidosauria; Squamata; Anolidae
Gene: LMAN2L
Product: lectin, mannose binding 2 like
Biological process (GO): endoplasmic reticulum to Golgi vesicle-mediated transport
Cellular component (GO): endoplasmic reticulum membrane; Golgi membrane; COPII-coated ER to Golgi transport vesicle
Molecular function (GO): D-mannose binding
Source: RefSeq, a predicted model, not a curated record